Messenger RNA from Chelonoidis abingdonii (Abingdon island giant tortoise), 955 nucleotides. RefSeq names its product fibroblast growth factor 2 (gene FGF2). Gene Ontology annotation, molecular function: growth factor activity. NCBI's taxonomy places the organism in Eukaryota, Metazoa, Chordata, Testudines, Testudinidae. The record is from RefSeq and is a predicted model, not a curated record.
CCCCAGCCGGCAGGGGCUAGGCUGGGCGGCCGCGGCAGAGGGCGAAGCCGGCAGGAGGGGAGGCUGGGCGGCCGCGGCAGGCGGAGAAGCCGCAGGGCUGGUGGCGGCCGCGCCGGGGGCCGGGGCACCAGGGGGGCUCCGGCCCGGGGCUCCGCAGCGGGGCGGAUGGCUGCGGGCAGCAUCACCACCCUGCCCGCGCUGCCCGACGACGGGGGCAGCGGCACCUUCCCCCCGGGCCACUUCAAGGACCCCAAGCGGCUGUACUGCAAAAACGGGGGCUUCUUCCUGAGGAUCAACCCGGACGGCAGAGUGGACGGAGUCCGGGAGAAGAGCGACCCGCACAUCAAAUUGCAACUUCAGGCAGAAGAAAGAGGAGUGGUGUCAAUCAAAGGCGUAUGCGCAAAUCGUUUUCUGGCUAUGAAGGAAGACGGCAGAUUAUUGGCAUUGAAAUGUGUAACUGAAGAAUGUUUCUUUUUUGAGCGCUUGGAAUCAAACAACUACAACACUUACCGGUCACGGAAAUAUUCUGAUUGGUAUGUGGCACUGAAAAGAACUGGACAGUACAAACUUGGACCAAAAACUGGACCAGGGCAGAAAGCUAUCCUUUUUCUUCCAAUGUCUGCCAAGAGCUGACUUCAGUGGUAGAUUCUAUAGUCUGUGCCACAACACACUAAAGUGGUAGUUUCCUCCACUCCUUCCAAAAGUAGUAAAGUGUGAGCAAGUAUUUGAUAACUGCUUUUGCAGAUGUCUGAUUACUAAAUAUGUUUGUAUAAUAUAACCUUGAUGUUACUGUAUGUUUUGAAACAAUUGUGCCAGUGUCCAGAGGAAAAAGCACCAGGAAAAUGUAUAGAAAUUUCAAUAUCUGUGCUUCAUGUAUUUUCCUCUAGUUAGAGCUACUAUAUUAGCCUUAUGUUAGCCUUACAGUGUAAAGGAAACUUAAAAGAUGUGCACACAU